UAAAUUUCCCUUUCUGGCAGCCUAGCGUGAAUUAUAACUUAUUAACUGUGUUCUGUUGAAAUAUAGUUGAUAUCUGUUAAAAAAUCAACUCGCGUUCUUGGUCAAGAACCGCCAUCACGAUAUUUUGAUAUUCUGUUUCCAUAUGCGGCAAUUAAUAUUGUAUGAGCUUGAAAAUCGAGGAAUAUGGCUAUGUCUAGCAAGGAACUUAGAUGUCUAAGACGACUGACGCAUCAGUGAUUCCAAUCAAAAGAAGAACGGUUAAAGUUAAUGUGAAGAUUUACCUUUCCCAAGCUUUGUAUGAUAAUAUUCUUUGAUCCAUUUAGAUACAAUCCGACAUCUGACACCUUAGUGAUGGCCAAUAAACGUCUAAGUAAAUGUAAUUUGAAAACAAACGAGUUGGAACCUUUCGAGCAUAGCCUUAUUGACGAAGAUGUUCACGAAUUUGAUUUAAAUGGCGUGCUUUCACUGACAAUUGAUGACAACUUGGGAAUGACUAGCAGUGAAAGUGUUGACUCUACAUUAGACUCAUCUGAUGGUGAAAGUGACGAUAGUAGCUAUGGACUGCUUGAACCAAUUCGUACAUUAAAAACAAGCAUAAAACGUGGACUAAGUAUCUCAAUUAUCAGAGAAAGAACAGCGAAGGUGAACUUUGACAUUGUGAAUACAAGAAUUGCAGGUCACCAUAAACACGUGCUUUACACGCUUGUUGUGACACGAACACCUGGGCUUGACAGUGACAAGGCAAUUGUUGAGAAAAGGUAUUCUGAAUUUUAUAAACUCUACAAAGAGCUAAAGAAAAAGUACUCAAAUUUAAUGAAAAGCAUUGAGUUUCCCGAGAAAAAGCUUUAUGGAAACCUCAAGGGUACAGUAAUUAGUGAUCGUAGCAGACUUCUACAAGAUUUCAUUCGAAACAUUCACGAAAGUGAAGAGAUGAGAACUUCGGAAAAUUUUAAGAAUUUCUUUUACAUUCAAUCUCUACAGCAAGGCUGUAGGCAAAUAUCAGGUGGGAGAUUUGAAUCAGCUUUGAACUACUUCCUAAAUGGUUUUCAUCUUCAGCAAAAACUUGCGUUGGAUUCAACUGAUGAGGUUGUUGCAACUUUAGGUGGCAUUGUGGAAUGCUACUUGUCUCUUAAAAGCUUUGAAGAAGCUAUUAGGUAUAGUAAUGCUGCCCUCGAGUUGAUUGGUAAUGACAAUUCGAACAAAUAUUUGUUGCCGCUUUUACAAAGCCUUAAAAAUACUUAUACCUGGUUGGGUGAGGAUGCAAGUUCCAUUGAAAGGAGGUUAAAAGAGAUCAUAAACAUGAAUAAUAUAGAAAUUGAGCAUCUACCUUCAUUGAGGGAACUGACAGUUAAAAGAUUUGCAAACAAAUAAGAGAGUGAUCAUUAGCUUGCUAAAAUUAAUAUUUCAUAAAGAAAUAAUUGUAAUUGUACAUAUUUUGACAUAUUUUUCAUGUCAAUUUCUCUUGCAUCUCAAAUGCCUUCACCAUUUAACUUUUCCAGCCAUGGAAUCAUUUGUUUGAUUUCACGAUGCCAGUUCAACACUCCCUCAAUUGGAUUAUUUUUUACAUUUAGUUCUUUGAGGUUUGUACACUUUUGCAAUGCAAGAAAACAUGAAAUACGUCCAAUGUCUUUGUUCAUGAACGGUUAAGAAAGUAAUUCUGCAAAUUAGUUAUUAAAAUGGCAAAAGAAAAUGAACACAAUAUCAAUAAGCACUGAAUUUUCCCAACUGACCAAAGGAUACUGUUGUUGUUCAGGGAUAAUUCUUUCAAAUAUGGUAGAUUUAGACCUUGCUUGUUCACAAUCACUUCUAAGUUAUUGUUGUCAAGACAUAUCUUUCUAGCGCUUUGUAACAUAUUGCAGCCAUCCAGACUACGUAGUCUGUUGUUUGAUAAAUCAAUAUCGGUCAUAAGUAAGAGUCUAUCCAUAUGAUAAAGAGUUGUUAAAUCCUGGAAAUUAUAUAUGAUAUGUUAGUUUUUAAUUGCACUAGUUUUUGACACUUAUAUCUGGUUAUUAUCUUAUGAUAUUGUUGUGCAUUUAGUUAUUACUUUAUGCUCAUGUUGUGCAAUUGUACAUAGUUAUUACUUUAUGCUCAUGUUGUGCAAUUGUACAUAGUUAUUACUUUAUGUUCAUUUAGUCUUCAAUAUAAGCUUAUGUGUCUUUCAUUUCUUAA
This is a messenger RNA of Xenia sp. Carnegie-2017, 2169 nucleotides long. RefSeq names its product sorting nexin-20-like. The transcript is spliced from 4 exons. Gene Ontology annotation, cellular component: early endosome membrane. Gene Ontology annotation, biological process: protein transport. The coding region runs from base 298 to 1371 and encodes 357 amino acids. The record is from RefSeq and is a predicted model, not a curated record. NCBI's taxonomy places the organism in Eukaryota, Metazoa, Cnidaria, Anthozoa, Malacalcyonacea, Xeniidae. Gene Ontology annotation, molecular function: phosphatidylinositol phosphate binding; protein binding.